This is a messenger RNA of Labrus mixtus (cuckoo wrasse), 3178 nucleotides long. It is a transcript of the gene arl4ab, whose product is annotated as ADP-ribosylation factor-like 4ab. Gene Ontology annotation, biological process: intracellular protein transport; vesicle-mediated transport. Gene Ontology annotation, molecular function: GTPase activity; GTP binding. NCBI's taxonomy places the organism in Eukaryota, Metazoa, Chordata, Actinopteri, Labriformes, Labridae. The record is from RefSeq and is a predicted model, not a curated record. The coding region runs from base 164 to 763 and encodes 199 amino acids. Gene Ontology annotation, cellular component: cytoplasm. The transcript is spliced from 2 exons.
UGUGUCAAUGCGUGAGAGGAUAUGAACGAGGCAUGAGGAGACUACAGCUGUGGACCUACAGUCAGUUUGUGAUAGACUAACACUGUUUGUGAAGCCCCUGAGGAAUAAAAAGCGGCUUUCUGGUCAAUAUUUGGUGGCGAGUCUUCCUGAUUUGGUGACCACCAUGGGGAACGGAUUAUCAGACCAUCACUUCCUCUGCCUGCCGUCCUUCCAGGCGCUCCACAUCGUCAUUCUGGGUCUGGACUGUGCAGGAAAGACCACCGUGCUGUACCGCCUGCGCUUCAAUGAGUUCGUGAACACUGUCCCCACUAAAGGUUUCAACACGGAGAAGAUCAAAGUGUCGCUGGGAAGCAACAGGCGGACAGCUUCCUUCCACUUCUGGGAUGUAGGCGGUCAGGAGAAGCUGCGGCCUCUGUGGCGCUCCUACACCCGCUGCGCCGACGGCAUCGUGUUCGUGGUGGACUCUGUCGACGCCGAGCGCAUCGAGGAGGCCAAAACGGAGCUGCACAAGAUAACGCGGCUGGCGGAGAACCAGGGCGUGCCAGUGCUGGUCGUGGCGAACAAACAGGACUUGAGGAACUCCCUGAGCCUGGCGGAGAUGGAGAGCAUGUUGGCUCUGGGCGAGCUCAGCACGGCGACGCCCUGGCACCUUCAGCCGGCGUGUGCGAUCAUCGGCGAGGGUCUGCACGAGGGGCUGGAGAAGCUGCACGCCAUGAUCAUUAAGAGGAGAAAGACGUUGCGGCAACAGAAGAAGAAGAGAUGAUGUGGGAACUUUAAAAAAAAAAAAAAAAACACAAAACAUGUGAGCUGGAUCUAAAGCUACAUAAGAACUAAUCAUUGGGCUGACCUCUGGUCUCUGAUUGGCUGAGUUUGAUCCCUCCGGUGGGACUGGUGCGUUCAGGUCAGAGGAGGACGGUGGGAUUGAUUUUGCCCCGUGGACUCUGAACGUCAACAGCAACGAGUCAAUCUUUACAAAGUCCAGUGUCGUGCUGCACAGCGGCCGGCUUAUGAAGUUUACUGAACUCUUUAAACGAGCUGCGACUCGUCUGUUUUAAGUCGUUUGUAAGAAUAUGUGCUGCUUAGCUGUUCAGAAACAAUCAAUCUUUAUAUUUUUAUCCUACCAAAGCUUGUAUAGAGACGGCCGACGGGACAGUAUUAGAGCAAAGUUAUCAAAGUAUUUUAUAUUCAUGUUGCACAAGAAGAGAUUUGAAGCGUGAGUGAGUCGGGAACACGUCGACACAACAAUCCUGAAAACAAUGACUCUAAAGACUUCUCUACGCGUGGCCGGAUACUUCAGAUGUAGGCAGCCAGGAGACAUCGAGCAGAGUCGCACUAAUCAAGACAGAAGCCGAAUGACGGCGAUGUCCCACUGACAGAUUGACCAGAAUGCAUUGCAGUCACUUUGAGUGAGGGACCUUUUUGUUGCAGUAAUUAAUGCAUUACCAAACGUCGUAUUGCUGAAUCGUUACUAGAUUCAUGAACGUCACCGUCUUUGUAAGUCAUGAUUUUAUUUAUUAGUUUUAAAGCUCAAAUGAUUUCUGUUCCUACUUGUAUGAGUCGCCAAAUAGACAAUCGAACGCUGACUCAAAAAGAUAGUUUUGUUGAGGCUAACUUUGAGGAAUAAGAGUUUUCUACGGAGACGCUAAUCGAGUGGAGAGCGACCCUGAAGAAGCCACUGUGUGAAAGGCGUUGUUCCCAUGUUUUAUAUGCGUCAAACUUUAAAGUCACUCUGGACCGUCCUGGCGUGCCCUGGAUUACUCCGAUCUCAAAAGCUGUCUGCUCGUGCUCUAGCUGCACCCGGGAUGAGUAGCACGGCUGUUCGCAUUGCACCCAUCGAUUACCAAAUCUACAGCUUUAAAUCAAAGAUUAGCGAACCAGAAGAAGAGCUGUUUCAGUGCUACAGCUUCACUUCACCGCUAAAAUAUAAUCCUGGUUUUGUGCUCAGCAUCACUAGCAAACAAAUGUUACCAAAACUCUCAAAACUCUUUAGCUCAAGCUAGUUUCCUGGCCCCGACAAGGAAGCUCACAUUCCUUAGCUUGGCGUAUAGUCGAGGGUUUGUCUUGCUAAGAUGAGCUGCCUCGUGGACACUGAUUCGGCUUUCACGCUUGUUAAAAAAAAAAAAAAAAAACAUUAUUAUUGUCUGUUUGCGUAGCGAGCGAGCGCCAUGGCUGGACUGUGUGCAAUAAUCAUUUUUGUAAUCAUUGUUUCCUCACGAGCUGAAGUGAACCGGCCGGCCCUGAUAGCCAAUGAAAUUCUUAAUUUAACGCGAGGCCCCUUUUCAGACUGCCGCUUCAAGCCGGGAAAUGGACGCACCUGUGACGUUUGGCGUUCAAUCUGACAGUCGCAGAGGUGUAAUGGCGGGGUAGAAGUGAUCCUGCCCUCCGGCGGGGGAGCGCAGCGCUGUGUGUGCGUGCAUGUCUGACUGGUGUGUAUGUGAACCCUUCAACUGUGCUUCUGCAACUCCCAAACUUAAUGUGACUUAAGACAGGGACACCAAUAUUAGCACCCUGAACAGAGCGAUUCAUUAGCUCGCCUGCUAACAUUAGCAUAACUAGCUCCCCUUUGUUGACACUGAUUUGGCCACCAAGCUGCGAUGAUUUUCUCAUCUUCUUGGAUCGGCUGUGACACACGUUCCAUCAUUUCUGUAUUUUGAGUUUUAGUUCUCGUUCAGUGAUUUGUACUUGUGAACGUGACGUGUCUGCGUGUGAUGCAUUAUUAACUGUGGAGAAAAAAAAAGGUUCCACACAAGGCUAUCUGUUACUCCCAUGGGGUAAAACUGGGGAGGGAAUGGAUUCACCCAAACAGUACAGGAGCUCAUCAGAAGACUGAUGACUUUAAAGACACUUUGGAAGCUGUCUGUCGUCUCUCUGAGUGGCUUUUAAAGGUGAGAUUUUGUGGUUUUCGUUACCCACAAAGAUCCUCGGCUGCCCCUCCAAACAGACUCCCCCCUCAACGCGACGACACAUUCACAUGGACACCAGAGACGCCGUCUGAAUGCACUUUAAGAAAAAAAAACUGACUUUCAAAGGACGCAGAUAGAAAUCUGAAAGAGGUGAAAUAUUGCUUCAAAAGAAGCGUUUGACUUCUAAGAUAUGUUGAUACUGUUGUCAUUCUUCAGCUCUGUUUGCAGGGCGUUCAUAUUUAUGUGUUUGGAAUAAAGAAACUGAAGGACAGUGA